Messenger RNA from Ascoidea rubescens DSM 1968, 690 nucleotides. RefSeq lists its product as uncharacterized. The transcript has a single exon. Lineage: Eukaryota; Fungi; Ascomycota; Saccharomycetes; Ascoideales; Ascoideaceae. The record is from RefSeq and is a predicted model, not a curated record. Gene Ontology annotation, biological process: protein phosphorylation. Bases 1 to 690 code for a protein of 229 amino acids. Gene Ontology annotation, molecular function: ATP binding; protein kinase activity.
AUGAAAGAGAUUGCUGCUUAUAAAAAGCUUUCUGCAAAAAAAUUCAGGACAAUCGUUCCGCAGAUGUUUCAAUAUGGAUAUCUAUCACAUCCAAAUUUAGUCAAGGAAAAACAUUUAACGAAUUUUAAUCAAUCAAAUGAUCAUGAAAAUCUUCAAAUGGCUGGUUUGUUUCUUGAAACCAAAUAUUUGAAAACCAACGACAUGAAGCACGUAACAAGUAAGAAAGUUAAGAAAAUGAUGAUUAAAUCACUUGGGAAUUUGUAUCUAAUUCACUCUUCCGGAGUGGUUCAUUGCGACAUUCAUUCAUUGAAUGUGGUAUACAACGAAGAACAAAAUGCUUUUUAUUAUAUUGAUUUUGGCAGCUCUUCGAUUAACAAUGAUAGAAAUCUUGAAAACCAACAAAAUCAUAAGCAAGCCAAGUCGGAUGAUAAACAAUUAGAUGAGUUUUUGUUUUAUUGCUGGUUAGAUUAUUUAUCAUUAAUUGACCUCUUGUGCGAUUGUACCAAUUACAUCGACAUUGAUUGUGAGUUUGUGGAAAAUCAGAAGAAAGUAAUCACUGAAAUUGCAAAUAAAUAUUACAAUAUUGAAAAGGAAUUAAAACCACCAAAACCAACAAUCGUGAAAAAGGAACAAAAACGAAAAAGGCACAAUAUGGAUCAGUUAGACCGAAAACAGCUUAAACAAGCUUAA